Molecule: messenger RNA, 1197 nt
Organism: Carassius carassius (crucian carp)
Lineage: Eukaryota; Metazoa; Chordata; Actinopteri; Cypriniformes; Cyprinidae
Exons: 4
Coding region: 1-1197 (398 amino acids)
Source: RefSeq, a predicted model, not a curated record
AUGAAGAUCCUCCUCACCUUCUUCACUUUCUACCUGAUCUCAGAUAAAUUGAAUGUGUAUAAAGUGAGCGGCUUCUCAGGAGGUCGUCUGAUGAUCAAGUGUGAACAUCCUCAAUACAAAACCAAACCAAAAUACAUCUGUAAAGAAUCAGACGGAUGUUCAGAGAGGAAGAGUCCAGGAGUUCAGGAUGAAUGGAUGGAGAAUGGAGAUGUUUCUUUAUAUGACGACACCAGAGCAGGAGUCUUGAUGGUGUUUUUUAGAGAGCUGAAAGCUGCAGAUGCAGGAACUUACAGGUGUGGAGUGAAAGAAUCUGACUAUACUGAGAGAUUCAUUGAACUACAGCUGAGCGUCAAACACGAUGCAAAAUAUCCAAAGAGAGUGACAGAAUCUGUGUAUCUCGGUGAAGAAGUCAUCAUCACCUGUCAGAUCCCAGAGAAACAUAAAGUUCAUUUCUGUAAAGAGGAUGAUAAUCACAUCUGCCAGAACAUCAGCUCAUCUAAAGUGACAGAAAUGAGUGGUUCAUCAGAAAGAAAUGAAGAGAGAGUUGUUACAGUGAGCAUCAGUAAUGUGAGUGUGAGAGAUGCUGGAGUUUACUGGUGUGGAGCAGAAACCAGAGACACAGAUCUGACUUUCAUCUCCCUGAACACUCAAAUUCAGCUCAACCUCAUCAGCAAUGCUGAAUUUAAUAAUCUUCUUGACAGUCUAGAUUUCACCCAACAUGUCAAUGUCCCAACACACUCCAGAGGCCACACUCUUGAUUUGUUGAUCACCAACUCUACCUCCAUCACCAAUCUCUCGGUGCACGAUCUGGGCGUGUCAGACCAUAAGGCCAUCACAUUGGAGUUACCCACUCUGUUCCCCAUCAGUAAGCCCAGCAGAAAAAUCUGUUUUAGGAACCUUAAAAAUAUCAACCCAGUCACCCUGACUACUGACCUCUGCCAUCUCUUUGCUGCAAACCCCCUUUCAGUCACUAAUUCUGUGGAUCUCUACAAUUCAUCACUCAGCUCACUUCUGGACCGCCAUGCCCCAGUCAAGUCCAGAAACGUCACCUUCACAUGCUCAGCCCCCUGGUACACCAAGGAGCUGCGGCUACAAAAGAGAACAGGGCGUGUCCUCGAACGGCGUUUCAAGGACUCAGGACUCGCUGUUCACAAGCUAGCGGGAACAUCAGAAGGCCUACAGCAAGUCCCUCGGUGA